AAAUCAGACUUGGUUGAAUGGCAGUACAAAGACCAGCAGCUCGAAGGGGGAUGAUGCACAAUUGGUACGGUGCGCGCAUCCUUUUCCAAAGGCGCGGGGACUCCGUGUUAUAAACACGGGAUGCGUUCACAUGACAUGCCGCUGUGAACUCUGCGGUGGAGGAAUAUCAGCGUGGUAGCUGUGGGGUAAAAACGUGUGCCUGUCGCGGACAUGGAUGCUGGCUCUUGCAUUAUUUGCUGUGGACAGGAAUCUCGCCAGCUUCGAAGGAUGUUCUUGGGGUUUUGCAUUAGCGUUGUACCAGCCCGCUGAUCUUCUGCGGGGCUUUCUACAUUAUUUCGAGCUAUCUGAAAACAAAUAUUGUAAAACGUAUAUAUAGAUUUUUUCCCCAGUUGUUUGUUGAAGGGCGAUGUGACAGCCCCGGAGUUUGCGUGCAUCGGCUUACAGCCAGCGUGUGGAUUUGUAAUACGGUUUCAGGGAUGAGGAAUCUGUGACCAUCAUCAUCUAAAAAAGAUACACAGGUGAAACUGAAAGGCUGUGCGGGCUCGGAUCUUCGCGCCCCUUCAUUUCGUUUUACUCAGAUUGUUUUUUUUUUCCCAGAAGCAAGUAACACUCCCCUCUUCCACUUUUUUUUUUUACAAAAUGAGGCACUCAAGACGAAGGCGCUGGUGUAGUUUUAAGUCGCUUAGCUGACGAAAUGCGAUUUUUUUUCCCUCGCCAGUCUAAAAGAAACAUGGCAAGUCAACACUGUUGCGUGACAUCGUGCCUUUUUUUUUGUUCCACUCAAAAUAAACGUGUAAUUCACCAUGUGGUGUAGUCGACUCCUUUCAGUAUUUGUCCCGUCUCCAGUGGCAGGAAUUUUGGAGGACAGCCAGUUUAUUUCCCAGGUUGUGUCUUUUGAUUCUUAAUUGAUUUUAACACGAUCUUAGGAGCAAUGGCUUUUUUUCUACCCGCGCACGAUUCUCAUAUCCUGCGGAACUGAGUUGCGGUUCGUGUAGAACCUGUUAGCCUGUAAUUAUGCUCACCUCUAAACCCCUGGCGGCUCCCGGACGGAAUGUUUUAUUUCCCAUUGAUAGGGGUAUUUUAAGGACCAUGCAUGAUCACCGCCAAAAUUGAUCUUUUUUUUUAGCUAUUUAUUAAUCAUAAGUCGUAAUCACUAAACAGCAAAAAAAAAAAAAGCUGAUCAUUUUAACUGAUCCUUUUUUAAAGGCAAAAUUACCCCGUGGUCUGAGAGGUUACCGUGCACUCGCCAAAUAUCAAUCCUUUGGUAUACAGUUCAGCCGUUUAAACUUUUUUAAAAGAUUCUUGAACCCGCCUGGUGAAAGGGUUGUAAACUCCGUUUCUGUUAUUGCACGAAAUAAACUUUUUUGAUUAGCCAGAACAGCAUGAAGUGCCCCAUGAAGUGCUUCUGAGACUUUAGCCUCAGCUCAAUUAAUAUAAUAAUACAGUCCCACGCAGAUCGGCGGAGGUGUCCAUAGGAGUUCUUUUUAUAAUAACAGUUUACAGAAAUCAUGUCCCGAUCCAACAGCGUGAGCCCGCCCGGACUCGGUGCUCCUGGACCAAGGGGAGGGACCGAACACAGGUCUGCCUGGGGCGAGUCAGAGUCCAGAUCCAAUGGAUACCCAUACGCAGCUAAAUCGAGCAAAAAGCUAACCAGAUCCAACAGCAGAUGGAGAGACGAGGAUGACCUCGAACGGCAGCCGGGCAGGACCACCACUACAGUCAGUCGGGUCAGUUUCAGGUCCAAGUCUGCGUGGCAAGACCACGGAGAGGAGAUGCGGAAUAACAACAGGUCGAGUCCCAAGCACCCCGAUGGCGAAGUGAGACCCAAAUCAGUGGAGUUAGGUCUGGAGGAGCGGAGAGGGAAGUUGAAGGCAGAGGAGGAUAUCACUUCCGAAGUGCAGUUUUCCAUGGUCGAGUGUUGCAAUAGCGUGAUGCAGAUCUUCAGAUCCAAGAAGUUCCAGUCGGAGAAGUUGGAACGACUGUACCAGCGCUACUUCUUCAGGCUCAACCAAAGCAGUCUGACCAUGCUCAUGGCCGUUUUGGUGCUCGUCUGUGCUGUGAUGUUGGGAUUCCACUGCGCAGGAGGGGUGUACAAAGUGUCCUACGUGGUGAUCUUCUCACUGGCCGUUUUGCUAAUUAUCGUUCUCAUGAUCGUGUGUAACAGAAACGGGUUCCACCAGGACCACAUGUGGAUUGUGUGCUAUCUCGUCAUCGUUGUGGUCCUGGUGGUUCAAAUCAUGGGGGUGCUGCUUGUGGAGCCCCGAAGUGCCUCCGAAGGAAUAUGGUGGACAGUCUUUUUCAUUCACAUCAUCUACACGCUGCUCCCUGUCAGAAUGAGGGCCGCUGUCAUUACUGGAGUUAUUUUAUCAGCUAUACAUCUGAGCAUCUCUUGGAAACUAAACCAGAUGGACAGCUUUCUGUGGAAGCAACUGGUGUCCAAUGUCCUGAUCUUCUCCUGUACCAAUAUCGUGGGGGUGUGCACUCACUACCCAGCGGAGGGGUCCCAGAGACAGGCCUUCCAGGAGACCCGGGAGUGCAUCCAGGCCCGGCUCCACUCUCAGCGGGAGAACCAGCAGCAGGAGCGGCUCCUGCUGUCUGUGCUUCCUCGCCACGUUGCCAUGGAGAUGAAAGCUGACAUUAACGCCAAGCAGGAGGAUAUGAUGUUUCAUAAGAUUUACAUCCAGAAACAUGACAACGUGAGCAUCCUCUUUGCAGACAUUGAGGGGUUUACCAGUCUGGCUUCACAGUGCACUGCCCAGGAGCUGGUUAUGACUCUGAAUGAGCUGUUUGCCAGAUUCGACAAACUAGCUGCGGAGAACCACUGCUUACGUAUCAAAAUCCUGGGCGACUGCUACUACUGCGUGUCCGGGCUGCCCGAGGCCCGAGCCGACCACGCCCACUGCUGCGUGGAGAUGGGCGUGGACAUGAUCGAGGCCAUCUCGCUGGUGCGGGAGGUCACCGGGGUCAACGUGAACAUGCGAGUGGGGAUCCACAGCGGGCGCGUGCACUGCGGGGUGCUGGGACUGCGCAAGUGGCAGUUUGACGUCUGGUCCAAUGACGUCACCCUGGCCAACCAGAUGGAGGCAGGAGGCCGAGCCGGGCGUAUCCAUAUAACAAAGGCCACCCUGAACUACCUUAAUGGCGACUAUGACGUAGAGCCAGGUUUCGGAGGAGAGAGGAAUGCCUACUUGAAGAAACACAACAUCGAAACCUACCUCAUUGUUGGGUGCAGUCAAAAGCGAAAAGAGGAGAAGGCCAUGAUCGCGAAGAUAAACAGGCAGCGCACCAACUCCGUCAGCCACAACACAGCCCACUGGUGCUCAGACAGACCCUUCUACAACCACCUGAGCACUAACCAGGUCUCCAAGGAGAUGAAGAGAAUGGGCUUUGAGGAUCCCAAGGACAAGCAUUUCAUUUUCAGAAAUACCCAGGAAAACAUGAAUCCAGAAGAUGAGGUGGACGAGUUCCUGGGCCGUGCCAUUGAUGCGAGGAGUAUUGACCGACUGCGCUCGGAGCAUGUGAAGAAGUUCCUGUUGACCUUCCGGGAGCCAGAUCUGGAGAAAAAGUAUUCCAAGCAGGUGGAUGACAGAUUUGGGGCAUAUGUGGCUUGUGUUUCUCUCGUCUUCCUUUUCAUCUGCUUCAUACAGAUCGUUAUUGUGCCGCGCUCGUCGCUGAUGAUCGGCUUUUAUGUGACCUGCCUGCUGCUCCUCCUGGCAGUGAUGUUUGUGUCGGCGGUGUACUCCUGCUUUGGGCUGUUUCCAGUGCCUUUGCAAACUCUCUCCAAGAAGAUUGUUCAGUCCAGAAUCAACAGCACGCUUGUUGGAGUUUUCACAAUCAUCCUGGUCUUUCUCUCAGCCUUUAUCAACAUAUUCACCUGCAGCACUAAGGACAUCCAGGCAUGUGUGGGGAGGGAGUUUAACAUUGAGCCCAGCAGUGUGAAUGCAUGUCAUGUCUACAGCUCCAGCUUCAACUACACCCUUUACACUGUCGAGGGCUUCUGUGGGAGUGUGUCGCCUAACUGUAGUUUCCCAGAGUAUUUUACAGCCUGCGUGUUGCUGAGCCUUCUGGCCUGCUCUGUGUUCCUGCAGAUCAGUAGUAUUGGCAAACUCAUCCUCAUGGUCUUUAUCGAGUUGCUGUAUGUAAUCAUCGUUGAGGUCCCUGAGGUGAACCUCUUUGACAAUGUGGACUUACUGGUGACAGCGAAUGCCUUGAGUGACACCAAUGGAACAUGUUCCAUGAUUGACUCUAAGGUGCCACUGAAAAUAAUGACUCCUGUGGUGAUCACAGUGUUUGUCCUUGCACUGUACCUCCAUGCCCAGCAGGUGGAGUCCACAGCGCGACUCGACUUCCUCUGGAAGUUGCAGGCCACAGAGGAGAAGGAGGAGAUGGAGGAGCUGCAGGCCUACAACCGGAGGCUGCUGCACAACAUCCUGCCCAAAGACGUGGCCGCCCACUUCCUGGCCCGGGAGAGGCGCAACGACGAGCUGUACUACCAGUCCUGCGAGUGCGUGGCCGUCAUGUUCGCCUCCAUCAGCAACUUCUCCGAGUUCUACGUGGAGCUGGAGGCCAACAACGAGGGCGUGGAGUGCCUGCGACUGCUGAACGAGAUCAUCGCCGACUUUGACGAGAUUAUCAGUGAGGACCAGUUCCGCCAACUGGAGAAAAUUAAGACUAUUGGCAGCACAUACAUGGCUGCUUCAGGCCUCAACGACUCCACCUACGACAAAGCCGGGAAGACACACAUCAAAGCGCUGGCAGACUAUGCCAUGAGGCUAAUGGACCAGAUGAAGUACAUUAACGAGCAUUCCUUCAACAACUUCCAAAUGAAGAUUGGUCUGAAUAUCGGCCCAGUUGUGGCUGGUGUUAUUGGAGCUCGAAAGCCCCAGUACGACAUCUGGGGAAAUACGGUGAAUGUAGCCAGUCGAAUGGAUAGCACUGGGGUCCCUGAAAGAAUACAGGUGACCACAGACAUGUACCAGGUCCUGACCGCUCACAAGUACUCGCUGGAGUGCCGAGGGGUGGUGAAGGUCAAGGGCAAGGGAGAGAUGAUGACCUAUUUCUUGAAUGGAGGACCACCGAGCAGUUAACAGCUUCAGGAGUCCCAGAAGUGUGCGUGGUGUUAAUGUUGCGUGGGAAGACUGUUAAGUUGCAGGCACGAAGGAGGCCUUGCGAUGGGGACCUCUGGCGAGCUGGAAUCCUGAUGAAGACCCACAUGAAGGACGCAGCCCCGCUGAGCACCCUGCGCGUUUUCAUACCACCCUAGGGAGGCCAGGACGAGGUCUGCCUCACCCUCUCCUGGAGAGGCAGGCGACCUGCAGAGACCAAAGAAUUCUGACAGACCUGCCGCAAAGAGACCCAGAAAACGCCAAUUGAAAAAAAAAAUGCUCUCAGCGCAUUUGCUUAUUAAAUGUUGCAAACAGAGAAGAAAUCAAUACCCCUCGGCCUGCUGGGAUCAUAUGGAAGGACCAUUGUGAAAGGGUGGGGUGCAGAUAAGUGGCAUCAGUGUUUCUCCCACUUUCUGUGAUGAAGGAUCCAAACCGCUCAACAGAAAUCUGCAUGAAGAUGCUGGUUGUUGACUAAAACUGACUUUCAGUUUUCAUCUAUAUAUAUAUACACAAAUAUAUAAACAGAUGAGGCUGUGCCUUCCUCUGUCUAUAUCAUGAAGUGGUAUUGUCUUCAGCACAAUGCUAAGACAGAGUCUGUAGCCGUGAAGCAAAGAACCACGGCACUGCAAAACUUCAUGAGUCCUCAGUUGAUCUUUGUGUUUAUAGAUUGACGAGUUUACAUUUUUCUCCUGAUGUGUAAACUGCAGACACUUUAAAAGACAAUAAGAGAGGAAGCCCGAGAAAAGCUUCUUUUGUAUUUUUGCCAUUUUGUAUUUCGACUCCAAAAAAAACAAAUUCUAGCAAAUAUUUGAGAUUCUAUAUUUUGUACAUUAAUAUAUGGGAAGGAGCACCUGUGUGUAUUUGAAUGUAUAUAGGUGACAAAAGUAUUGGAAUCAUACACUAUUUUUUUCUCAUGU
Molecule: messenger RNA, 6022 nt
Organism: Lepisosteus oculatus (spotted gar)
Lineage: Eukaryota; Metazoa; Chordata; Actinopteri; Semionotiformes; Lepisosteidae
Gene: adcy5
Product: adenylate cyclase 5
Biological process (GO): cAMP biosynthetic process; intracellular signal transduction; adenylate cyclase-activating G protein-coupled receptor signaling pathway
Cellular component (GO): plasma membrane
Molecular function (GO): adenylate cyclase activity
Source: RefSeq, a predicted model, not a curated record